Messenger RNA from Pistacia vera, 480 nucleotides. RefSeq names its product arabinogalactan protein 41-like. The transcript is spliced from 2 exons. The record is from RefSeq and is a predicted model, not a curated record. Bases 231 to 440 code for a protein of 69 amino acids. NCBI's taxonomy places the organism in Eukaryota, Viridiplantae, Streptophyta, Magnoliopsida, Sapindales, Anacardiaceae.
UCUUAAGCCCGACUCUUCAACGCCAUAGCAUCAUCGUUAUUCCCACUCUCUCUCUUUAGGUUCUCUUUAGAUAGAGAGCCUUUAUUCUUUUUUCUCGCCUGUUUUGUUAAAUUUGUCGUUUUCUCUCUCUGCGCGGCUCUCCUGAUCCCUGAGCCGCUUAUUUUAACAGAAGUUUGGGAGAGGCUUCGCAGAGAGAGAUCCGAGUUUUUGAAAUUUGAAUAAAGAGAGAAAUGGCGGUUACUAGGGUUUCAUUUGUAGUUGUGGCUGUUGCUGCUGCUCUCAUUUUUGCUAUUUUCUUGCCUGCUACUUAUGCUCAGGCUUCCGGGCCCGCUCCUGCCCCCACCAGUGACGGGACAUCUAUCGACCAAGGGAUUGCAUAUGUGCUGAUGUUGGUGGCGCUGGUGCUCACCUAUCUCAUUCACGCCGCUGACUUUUAUUAAAAGCUUGUAAUUUUUUGCAAUUGUCGGGGGAUUUGGAGUU